UCAUCACCAGAGAACCACCCUCGUCUCUCAGCAAUGUCAGAGGGACAAACACACCAGGAUAACCCUGAUCAACCAGGGCAGUCCACACAACUCCCACAGCAACCUCCUCCACAGCUUGCCGCCGCGCAACAGGGCGAAACACUCCCAUCCACAGCACCUCAAACAGACAUUACACAGGCUGUACCUCUUCCGGAUGAUAUCCGACAACAGAUUGAGCAAGAACAGGCUCUAGCGGAUGCACAUAAAAGAGUCAGAGAGCUGGAGGAGCAAGUCGGGAAGCUGAGUACGGAGAAGGAAGGGGUGGUUGGGGAGAGAGAUGGAGCGGUGGCUGCCUCGAAUCAGCUCCGCACGCAGCUUUCAAACCUUCAAUCAUCCCAUCACAAAACCACUUCCGAACUUUCAGUGUUGCAGACCCGUUUAGAUUCGAUAGAGAGGGAGAAGAAGGAAUUAUACGAAGAAGCUGAAAGGCUGCACCAGCGAUCAAACAAGAAUAUCCAGGAAUUGUACGCUUUGAGAUCGGCCAAGACGGAUGCUGCCCAAAAGAUUGCGCAUCUCGAUGUUGAAGUCUCCGAGUUGAGGAUGAUCACUGAGACUGCCAAAUUUAACGAGAAGAGAAGCAUUCAAGCUUUGGAAAGCGCUCGUGCUGAGAUUAUCUCUCUGAGCAAGGCUGUUUCGGAGGUUGAAGAGCGGUUCGGCAAGUACCGCGCUGAAGCUCAAUCUGAUCAAAGUAAAUUCCGAGCCGAAAAUGAAUCUCUCCUCACCCGACUCAACACACUUGAACAGUCCCAUCGCUCCCUUCAGCGUGCAUACAACGACCAGUCUUCCCGUUUAGCCGAGGCCCACGCUUCUAUUGCAACUCUCACUUCCACUGCCGCUGCCAACAAGGCCGCUGUUGCUGUUGAUGUGCUUGCGAUGGAAGAAGCCAACCGUCUUCUCGAACGCCGGUUGGAUGAGGCGAGAUCGACUGUGCUUGAGAGAGAGGCGGAGCUGGAAAAUAUGGCGUCAGCUCACGAAGAGAGAGAAAAGAAUUGGGAAGCCAAGGUGAAGAAGGAGGAGAGGAUGAGGAAGGAGGUGGAGAAAAAGAUGGGCGAGUUGAAGAAUAUUGCAGAUAGACUUGACAUGGCGGAGGGUAGAGGAGGUUAUGUGAGUGCUUCAGCGGCGGUGGUAGGGGAGAUGAGAAAAGAUGGGAAGAGUUAUACACAGUUGUAUACGGACUUUACGAUUCAGGAGAGUAGAUUGCAAGCGGCAGAAGGGGAGGUGGAGAGGUUGACAAAUUUGCUGGAUGAAAUUAGCCAGGAGCUCAAUGAAAAAAAACCCAUCCUCGAUGAGCAAGCGGCCGAACACGCUCGCGCCAUCGAACGCGCCAAUGCCCUCGCCUCCGAACUUGCCUCUGUCAUUUCCACGCGGGACGCCCUCCAAAAUGAAGUAAAAUCUCUUCAAGCAGCAUCUACCCACCAUACCUCUGAAGUUUCUUCCCUCCAAUCUUCGGUUGACGACCUUUCUCGACAAGUCAAAACACUCCUCCGCCAGAUUGCCAUCAAGGAUGACCCAUCACUCGCUUCUGUCCCUAUGGACGGUGAUGCCGAAGUGGGUCCGACUGGGGAUAUCAUCACCGACCAUCUUGUCGAAUUCCGCUCUAUCCGCUCACUGCAAGAGCAGAAUCAACGUCUCUUGAAGAUUACGAGGAGUCUGAUGAAGAAGCUUGAUGAGCGGGAAAUUGCGAGGGCAGAAGGGGAGGAGGAGGAUGAGGUGACGGGUAGGACGCUGGAUGAGGCUACGGAGAUGAUAAAGAAGCUUCAUAAGGAUUUGUUGGAUGCCCAAAAGAGGGUGGGAGACGUUACGAGGGAGAGGGAUUUGUUCUCCAAGUUGCUCUCAAAGGGUGAAGGCCUUCGAUGGUCUAUCUCCGCUUCUUCUGGUUAUCCUGGCGCCCACGGUACCCAGCACGGUCACGGGCCUUUGGAUGAAGAUACCGAAACGUCGUCGAACCAGCAACUCGCUACCCUCCAAGCAGAGUUGGAUGUCCUUAAAGAAAAGGCUCAUGGCGAUUUGGAGGAAGCGAGGAAGGAGAUUAGGAAGAAGAUGGAGGAAGCGGCGAGGGCUGAUGUGGAGAAGGCUAGGGCAGAGGCCAAGGUCGGGUUGCUUGAAGAACAAGCCAAGGCGCUUACCGAAGCGAGUCAACAGCAAAAGACAGAGUUUGCGGGGCUUGAGACGCAGUUGAGGCAGUUGCAGGGUGCUGUCGCCCAGGCUUAUAAUGAGCAGCGAGCGGCGCUCGAGCAAGUUGCGGCUCGACAAGCGGAAUCUGAUAGGUUGAGGAAUGAAGCUGCCAUGCUCCGUGCCGAGAAGGAUCAGUGGAAGAGCGUCGAGGCUCGUUUGCAAUCCGACUUUGCACAAGUACAAGCCGAACGCGUCAAGCUUCAGCAGUUGACUGACAACCUUCAGAAUGUUGCGAACGAGGCCGAGAAGAGUAGGGUUGAGGAGAAAGAGGGGCUGGAGAAGCGAAUCGAGGAGGUACAACGUGAAGCGACGGCUCUUCGUGAGCAAAUUGAACAAGCUCGAGCUGCCACUCGCGAAGCCGAAAAAAAGUCUCAAGAUUUCGAAUCCCGCCUCGACGCUGCCACCACCUCUCUCCGGGCCGAAAAGGAGGCUGCCUCCGCCCUCGCUGCCGCUCGCGCCGAAGAGCUCGCCAAAGUUCAAGCCGAUUACGAGAAGGCCAAGGCGGACUCUGAGAACAGACUUCGUAUCGGACUCAACUGGAAGCGCCGCGUGGAUACUCUGAACGAGCAGAUUGGAAAUACUGCCAAGACUCAUAUGGAGGCGGUUACUGAGAGGGAAAGGAAGGUGGAGGAAGCGGAGAAGAAGGUGAAAGCAGCAGAGGAGGAGGUGCAGACGUUGAAGAAGAAAGUGGAGGAGGCGGAGGGAACUGUGCAGAGGUUGCAGACCGAGUUGGCGAACACUCAGAAGACGGAAGGACAGGCGCAGGGUCAAGCUCAGGCUGAUAGCACCGCCUUGACCGAGCUCCAAAACGAGAAAAACCAACUUGCUGAAAAGCUCGCCCAGGCCGAAAAGGACCUCGAAACUCUCAAGGCCACCGCCGCACAAGAGGACAAAGAGCGAGACGAACGCUAUGAGAACAAUGUCGCUCGAGUGAACCGCGUAAACGCACAGAUGAAGGCAAGAAUUGACGCACUCAUUUCGGAGAAACAAAUGACCCAAACGAGUGUCGAGAGUCUGCAAGCCAAGGUUUCAGAAUUGGAAGGGAAACUUACUGAGCUCGAGUCCGCAGCGGCAAACAUCAACGCCAAUUCCGCUGCACCGGCCGAUGCUGCUGUUGGUCCUGUUACCGGAAUCACUGCCGCAACCACAACCGCCACUGCUACUGAAGAGACAAAGCCUUCUCAAGAGCAGAUUGAUGAAGCUGUCAAGGCUGCAGUCGCCGCGCGAGAGGCAGAGCUUCAAUCCAAAUUCGCCAAGGACCUCGAAGAAGCUACCACUGCUGCUGCUACCGCUGCCGCUGCUGCCGCCUCCACUUUUGCACCCCAAUCUACGACUGCCUCCGCGCCCGCUCCUGCUACACCUGUUAUAGACGCCGAAGCUACCGCCAAGAAGACUGCCGAGCUUGAAGCGACUUUCGAAACUCGUGUCGCCGAGGCUGUCCAAGCCGAAAAGACCGCAUUGGAAGAGGAGAUCAAGCAGCUCAAGGGGCAGGUUGAGGAACUCAAGAACAAGAUCAAGGCGCUUGAGAGGCAAGUAAAGACGGCGGAAAUUUCGAGAAAAACUUUGGAGAGACAGAAGACCGAAGUGGAAAAGAAGCUGGGAGAGGCUACAUCGGCUGCUGCUGCGACCGCUGAGAGUGCGGCGCCGGCUGGAGCUACAGAAGAAGUGAAGCAGGAAGAGGGAUCGGCUCAAGGCGCCGCGGCGGCAAAGGUUACAGCGACGAGGGGCCGAGGAAGAGGAACAGCGACCAGGGGACGAGGCGGAGCGACAGGACGACCGAAUCCUGUAUUGAGUGCUGUCAAUGCUACCCUUGCCGCCGCUACACCGCCAGCUACAGCCGAACCCAGUGGCACAAAGCGUCCUUUACCCGAAGACGGAGAGAUUACUACCAACGAGAACACACAGACUGCUGCUGCUGGGAGCGCUUCACCUGCGGUAGGUUCUGGAGAGAGGGGAGGGAGGUUAUUAAAGCGACCAAGAGGUGCGGCUGCGACAAGGGGAGGGCGUGGAGGACGAGGAGGAGGGGCAGGCAGCGGUGCUGGAGGUGGUGGUGCUGGUGAGACGAGCUAAGUGAGAUAACAGUUGAAAUGGAAAAAAUUUAAUGUAAUCAUAUCGAGUAUCUCCACUACUACUAUGAAUCUUACGUCUGA
Molecule: messenger RNA, 4364 nt
Organism: Cryptococcus deneoformans JEC21
Lineage: Eukaryota; Fungi; Basidiomycota; Tremellomycetes; Tremellales; Cryptococcaceae
Product: protein-nucleus import-related protein, putative
Exons: 12
Coding region: 34-4284 (1416 amino acids)
Biological process (GO): mRNA export from nucleus
Cellular component (GO): nuclear pore
Molecular function (GO): structural constituent of nuclear pore
Source: RefSeq, a predicted model, not a curated record